Colletotrichum godetiae is the source of this 1217-nucleotide messenger RNA. RefSeq names its product RmlC-like cupin domain-containing protein. The record is from RefSeq and is a predicted model, not a curated record. Gene Ontology annotation, molecular function: manganese ion binding. NCBI's taxonomy places the organism in Eukaryota, Fungi, Ascomycota, Sordariomycetes, Glomerellales, Glomerellaceae. The transcript is spliced from 3 exons. Bases 270 to 968 code for a protein of 232 amino acids. Gene Ontology annotation, cellular component: cell wall.
AGCACGGCGGUGUUCAGCUAGAUAGGGUAGUUUAAGCUUUUGAGAUGCCUUCUUGGUUUCUUUGAGUUGAGACUGCGCAGAGUUGCCAGAGAGGCAGAUGGUCAUAUGGACCAAGAGGAUUUGGAGUGAGAUGUCGAAGAUGCCUUGAGAUGCUUCGUCGAGGCGGACAAUAGGUUCACAUAAAAGCCAUCGUGAUACCCAACGGAAUUGAUUUAGACCAGCAGACUCAUCACAAGAUACCCUAACAACCACAGCAAGUGCCCUUCACAAUGCUCAUUCCAAACCUUCCUAUCGCCGCCAUGGCCCUGUCCUCCCUCGCCAUGGCUGCUCCCCAUCGCAGAGACAACAAGUCGGCCACGAGUCUCAGUCUGACUGCUCAGCUUCAACUCGCGGACAGCAGCGCAGCCCGAUACCGUCUUCUCCCCAGGGACGAAGAUUUCAUCUACGACUUCCACAAGUCCCAAGUCGCCCUCGCCAACCGCCAAACCUUCCCCGCCGUAACCGGCCUAGGCGGCAGCAUGGCCGUCGCUUCCUUGCCCGCCUGCGCGAUGUCCUUCCUCCACCUCCACCCCCGCGCCUCCGAACUCCUCGUCGUAACCUCAGGCCGCCUCAUCACCGAGAUGGUCCCAGAGGCAGGCGUCCUCGACGCAGACGGCAAACAGCGUGUCAUCCGCGCCGACCUGGGUCCCAACCAGAUGACCGUCUUCCCCCAGGGCUCCUUCCACACCCAGGUCAACCCCGAAUGUACUCCCGCCUCGGCCGUCGUGUCUUUCACCUCGGAUGAGGGCGGCACUGCCAUGGUUGCGGCGCAGCUAUUUGCGCUAAGCGACGAUGUCAUUGAGACUUCGUUUGGGUCGAGUAUUGAUGGGGAGGAUAUUGACCGUGUUCGUCAGGCGAUUCCGAAAAGUCUUGUACUCAAGGUUGAAGAGUGUUUGGAGAAGUGUGGGCUUGAGAAGCGGGCUGUCUAAAUUGGGGGCUCGGACUAGGUGUGGCCUUGACGCCGUAGUAUUGCCGGAGUGGUACAGUUCGGGAGAUUUUCCUCGAGACUUCCUCCCUCCUUUCUUUUUGUCGUUGAAGAGAGGUGCGUAUUAUCCGUUGGCAGCUUCUCUUCUCUCAUUGUUUGUCUCGUCUUGAUUUCAGAACAUCUUUAGCAACUCUUCUUCUUUCACUCAUUUAACAUAUUCUCAUGGUUAGAUAGCUAUCAUAUAACCCGCAUG